AGGGGCCUGGCCCAUCCCCAGGGCCAUGUGGACGACCUCCCAGAGGAGGUGCUGAUGCUGGUGUUGAGCCUCCUGCCUGCUGAGGACCUCUACUGUCAUGUCAGCCUGGUCUGCCAACGCUGGGGGAACAUUGUCACCCAGUCACUGUUUGUGCCCUGGAAGAAGCUGUAUUACCGCUACACGAAGAAGGAAAGCGAGGCGGUGAAGGAGAUCGACGCCAUCCUGGAAACCCAUAGAAUCAAAAAGAACGACCAGGAGAGCAUCCUCCAUAUUUACAAUUACUGUUCCUUUGGGCCAUUUCUGAUAAUUUAUGAUCUAUUCUGUGUGUGUGUGUGGUUUUUUUCCAGGUUCAUGGCCCAGUACAAGCCCAGUCAGAGGGUGAAACCUGAGGCAGUGUUACAGAGUGUGAGGACACAUUGUCUGUUCCCUCAGGCUGAGGCCUGCAUUAAACACAGACUCCCAAAACUGGAGGGUAUCGAGGGGGGCCCUAACCCGUGGGCAGCCAUGGCCCUGAUGCUGGUGCUGUGUGACGGGGUGGGAGAUGUUCUGGACCUGGUGGUCUGUCUCAGAGGCUGCCUGCUUUCAGCCAGUGCCAUCACAGAGUACCUCAGCGCCAUGGCAACCAUGCUGCUCGCCAUGAGGAGGAAGGACAUCAACAUCAGCAACAGGUGGCACUACAAUAUCUUCUACGUCCUUCACCUGAUAGAGAACGCCCUGCCCACAGCAAUAACCAAUCAGAGAGAGCCCAGGUUCGUGACCCACGAACAGCAGCAGAUCCUCCAUCAUAAGGACCACGUGGUCAAGAUCAUGGCCUUCGCAGGCUGUGUGCAGGGUAAGGUUGUGGACUCACUGCGUCCCCUGACUUCAGGGUUGAGUCCUGGCCGGGGCAAGUUAGCAGUGCUGUCUCGCUCUAACGUCUCUGUGUUCGACCAAGCUGUCAGACUCACCGACGACAACCCCCGCUGUAGACUGCACAUCGUAGGGGGGUUGGAGAAUUUUGGGCUGAACAGAAUCAUGGACAUUUGGGUUCUAAUGCAGCCAGAAAACAAUCGCUCUCGAGGCAUCAAGGACAGCUUCAUCCGUAGGUUCACCAAGCAGAGUCUGGGGGGCUACUGUGGGCUGAAGAGUUAUGCUAAAAACACAAAGGACCGUGACUUGGAGGGUAAACUCUCCAUGGUGGAGAAAUACAACAGCCGCAUCCCUGAGCUGGUGGAGCGCCUCUACGGAUGCGCAGAGAGAGAGGCCCAACACGCAGAUUUUAUCCUGGGGACAGUCCAUAAAUCAAAGGGUCUGGAGUUUGACACGGUGGUGAUCACUGAUGACUUCGCUAAGGUCCCCUGUGCCGCCCACAACUUACCCAGACUCUCCAGCUGCUCAGGAGGUGACAUCCUAGAGGAUGGGUGGAACCUGCUGUAUGUGGCGGUGACGCGGGCCAAGAGCUCUCUGGUCAUCACCAAGAACAUCAACAACAUCCUCACACUGGCUGGGGUGAGAGCAUUGACCAGUGGAGGCUGCUGAGGGAGGACGUCUCAUAAUAAUGGCUGGAGUGGAGUAUAAUGGCUGGAAUGGAGUGAAUGGAAUGGCCGUUAUGAGUUGUCCACCCCUCAGCAGCCUCCACUGGCACUGACCCCCUCCACUACACUCUUCCCUCUUAUAAUAAUAAUAAUAUGCCAUUUCGCAGACGCUUUUAUCCAAAGCGACUUACAGUCAUGUGUGCAUACAUUU
Messenger RNA from Coregonus clupeaformis (lake whitefish), 1725 nucleotides. Its product is annotated as F-box DNA helicase 1-like. The record is from RefSeq and is a predicted model, not a curated record. Gene Ontology annotation, cellular component: nucleus. Gene Ontology annotation, biological process: double-strand break repair via homologous recombination; replication fork processing. Gene Ontology annotation, molecular function: DNA binding; protein binding; ATP binding. NCBI's taxonomy places the organism in Eukaryota, Metazoa, Chordata, Actinopteri, Salmoniformes, Salmonidae.